AAAGUAUUCAACCGCCAGAAGAACAGCCAACUAUAAAUACCACACGAAAGAACGGUUUUUUAUUCUUUACAAAAUCUUGUUCUCCUCCUUUGUUCAAUUCUUUUUUGCUUCUUUUAUCACCAAGUAAUCAUGUCUUCCACCCUCAUUCUCCAGAAGCAGAAAGUGCAAGUUUAUAUUGAAGAUCGAGGGUCUGUGAUAAUUGACAAUGAUGAAGACAAAAUUUUGGAUGCUGAUGCUGAAAACUGUGAGGCUCAUUCGGGUUAUAAUAAUAAUAUUAAUGACAGUUUCGAGGAUUUUACUCGCAAUGGAAUGGUCAAGAUUGGAGAAGGAAGCGCUGAGCAUGACUUAAUCAAGAAGACAUUGCUUGAGGGUCUUGGAACACAUGCAAAGGACACUAGGAUUGUUGCCAUACACAAAAACUCAGUGUCUGGUUCAGCAGGGAAAGCUCGGUGGCUUACUUUCAGGAUUUUUUCACAGGCGGUGGCUGAAAGGCGCUCUGGGAAUGCUAAUCUGCGGUUUGCUUGGUUUGGUGCUUCCAGAGAGGAGAUUUGUCAAGUCAUUUCCCAUGGAUUUAGUCAGUGCGGUGAAACUUCUAAUGGUCAAUCGCAUGGUGUUGGCAUUUCUCUUUCUCCUGCAAAAUUUUCCAUUGAUAGUGUGGCAUCAUCGGCUGUUGAUGAAAAUGGUCUAAGGCAUAUAUUGUUAUGCCGCGUAGUACUGGGAAAGAUGGAAAUGAUUCCUGCAGGUUCCAAGCAAUUUCAACCGAGUUCAACAGAUUUCGAUUCUGGUGUUGACGAUAUUGUAGAACCUAGAAGAUUCAUUGUGUGGAGUGCUUUCAUGAAUUCUCACAUCUUCCCUAGUUAUGUCAUCAGUAUUAAGGCCCCCUCCUUCAAUUGUUUGAAGAGAAAUCAAGUGAGGCUCUCCAGAAGACCCACCUCACCAUGGAUGAGCUUUCCCGCUUUGUUGUCUAUAUUGUCUAAGUUUUUAGAUCCUUCUCAGAUGGCUUUGAUUUUCAAAUCUCAUGAUGACUUUAAAAAAAACAAAAUUACAAGACUGCAACUAAUCCGAAGGGUGAGGCAGAUGACUGGAGACAAGCUCUUGAUUGAUAUAAUUAAAUCUUGUAAAGAAAAGCUUGUGAUCAGAACAUCUAGCAGGGGCACCAAAUAUUGACAUUCUUACAAUCUGCAGCCAGCUUUUGUAGCAGCAUCUAGAAGCAGCAGCAACAACUAAAACAAGAAGAAAUGUGAUAUAGCUGACGGUGAUAGCAUUCUUUUAGAAUGUUAGAUGUUACAGCUAAGCUUUUUCCAUAGUUUCAAACUUAAACCAGAAACUAAAAGCAGUUGUAAAUCCCUUUUCCAGCAAUUAUGUCAAUUUACAAGAUUGUUUACUUGGACUUUAUUCCAAUUAUCAAUUUACAAGAUCAUUUGAUUGGAUUUUGGUUCA
Molecule: messenger RNA, 1440 nt
Organism: Hevea brasiliensis (rubber tree)
Lineage: Eukaryota; Viridiplantae; Streptophyta; Magnoliopsida; Malpighiales; Euphorbiaceae
Product: probable inactive poly [ADP-ribose] polymerase SRO2
Exons: 6
Coding region: 130-1167 (345 amino acids)
Molecular function (GO): NAD+ poly-ADP-ribosyltransferase activity
Source: RefSeq, a predicted model, not a curated record